GAUGGCAGAGAGAACAUACUCAGCCCGCUGGAAAAGGGCAAAAAGAUUGGAAGAAAAAUGUGCACGCGACGCUGCAUCAGACGUCUUACCAACAAACGUUGCUCUUCAGUGUCGUUCACUGCUUUUUCAACACCAAGAACAUACAGGAGAGGGGGCUUAUGCCGAUCACAAUUGUGCAGAUGAGAGAGAUGUUGAAGACUUACAGUCCCAGAGCAGAAAUAACGAUAUGGAAACUAAACCCCCACUCAGACAUUCAAUUGCACAGUGGGCAACCGAAUAUCAAGUGAAACACAAUGCAGUUGAUGCUUUGUUAAAGAUUCUGAUAGGAAAUGGACACUCAGAGCUGCCAAGUACAGCAAAAACACUGCUUGACACCUGCACAAGUGUUGAGUUUAAGUUGAAAUCAGGAAUGCAGUAUGUUUACCUUGGCUGCAAAGACCAGCUCCUGAAACAUUUGAAAAUGUAUCCGCAACAGGACAUCUCUGAACUAGAUUUCAUUGACAUCUCCCUCAACAUUGAUGGCUUGCCACUUUUCAAAAGCAGCAAGGACACUCUAUGGCCAGUAUUGUGCCAACUGAAUUUAACUCCUCCCACAGUUUUCCCACUGGCUCUCUGUUUUGGUUUGUCAAAGCCAACUAAUCUUGACUUUCUCAAUGAUGUUGUUGGUGACCUUUGCAGUAUUACAGAAAAUGGACUUGAGACAGACAGUGGUUUCAUUAGGGUGAAGCUGCGUUGUGUCACAUGUGAUGCCCCAGCCAAGGCUCUGGUGAAGUCCACAAAGCUGUAUUCAGGUUAUUUUGGAUGUGACAAAUGUACACAAAAAGGAUUGUGGGAUGGCAAACGGGUGGUAUAUCCAGAAAUUACCAAUCUCACAUUGAGAACUGAUAAAUCAUUCCGAGAUCAGUCUCAGGCGGAGCAUCACCUGCACUCUGUGGUGUCUCCAUUUUGCCAGCUCCAGAUGAACAUGAUUGGGCAAUUCCCUGCAGAUUAUAUGCACCAGUGUUGUCUUGGGGUCAUGCGCAAACUGAUCCUUUUGUGGAUGAGGGGGCCGCGGGCAGUCAGAUUGUCAUCUGGACAUGUUAAGCAGGUCAGUCUUAAGCUUCUGAAGCUUCGAACGUGCAUUCCUAAUGUGUUUGCAAGGAAACCAAGAGGCUUGGAAGACAUUGACAGAUGGAAGGCCACAGAACUGAGACAGUUUGCCCUCUAUACUGGAAAAAUUGUACUACGGGGCAUUCUUUCAAAGGAGCUCUAUGAGCACUUCCUGGUUUUUAGUGUGGCAUUAUCUAUCCUUGUUUGUCCGAGGCUGGCAAAUCAGUACAAUCACAAUGCAGAGGAGUUGUUGGUAUACUUCAUUGACCAGGGAAGGCAUUUGUAUGGUGAUGAGUUCCUUGUCUACAAUGUUCACAGUUUGGUACACCUGGCAUCUGAUGCAAACCUUUACGGCAGUCUGGAUGAGUGCAGUGCAUUCUCUUUUGAGAAUUACUUGCAUCAGCUGAAAAGAUUGGUUCGUUCUGGGCGAAAUCCUCUCUCACAGAUUGUGAGGCGGCUUGGGGAAGCAGACAAAGUGAGAAAGAUACACUGUGAAGCAAAAAAGUCUGUAGAAGUGAAACAACCCAACAAUGUAUUCAGUCUUAGUGACCAAGAGUGCUGUGAAGUUGUUGCAGUCUCUGGUGAGACAGAGCAUGAGGGAAAGAUGUUGCUCUGUCGUGUGUAUGAUCGACUUGAGCCAUACUUCAUGAAGCCUUGUGACUCCAGGCUUAUUGGUGUCUACACAGCCAAAGAUAGUCACACUCGGAUGAAAACACUAUCUGAAAGGCAUUUGGGCAGGCAGGCAUUUAUGACAGAGGCAGACAAUGGUUUGAGGAUUGUAGUUACCAUCCUCCAUUCGUUCUAAGGAGUUAACAGACUUCAUCUAACUGUAAAUAGUGGGAACAUAUUUUUUUUGUAUUGUUCACUUAUUUUUUCCCCUAAACAAUAAUAUUGAUUGGCAAUUGUAAGCCACACAGCCAGACGUGUCCACUGAACCCUCUAUAAAGGGCUUUCCUACACCCUCAGUACAUGAGUGCCCCCCACCCCCUUUUUUUUCCUCCUCUUUUACAACUGCUGCAAAUGAAUCAUAUAGACACAUGCAUUCAGGUGAACACAAAACAGUUUGCAGUUGUGAUCUUCCUCAAAACAAACACAGUGGAUGUUGUGCCAACCAACUGGAUUCAGACUAUAAACAAGGCUGUGUAUUGCUACUGGCCAAAACCAGAAAACAAUGUGACCAAGAAGAUCAAGAAGAGAGAAAUCCCGGACCAAGAACGAUGGACCAAGGAUAAAAUCAAGAUUUUGAAACUCACAGACACAUACACAAAGGCCAGAGCAAAGGUCAACGAAGCAUUAGUCACGUCAAAUUUAGAGAGUGACCAGGAGGAGGAAAUUUCCCGCAGGAAGAUUGUUGCGCCUGUGCGGUACCAAGAUUCUGAUACCGAAAUAGAUCAACCUGUAGCCAAACGAGUGAAAAGAACUAUCUCAGUGCCACAGAUGCCGACAAUGCCUUCCUUCAACCCAUCACUGGAUUUAUUUUCAGCCGGGGAUGACGAGAAUAGUUCAACUUAUCCCACAGGAACCAGCAGUUUCAAUGCGCUGCAGAGCAGUGGCCAAGGUCCCUCCCUCACCAGCACUCCAAUUGUAGGUCCCUCCCCCAUCAGCACUUCGAAAACAACUCCAAGCGAUCAAAAUGAUUCCUGCAUACCACCGUAUGUGAGGUCCAUCUUUAUGAGGCUGGACAAGAUUGAAGAUUCUCUUGCUACCAUAAAGACCAUUUUAAUGAAAGAUGGGAGGUCUGCUGACCCUGAGAUUGAAGAGCUCACCAGUCCACUAAAGACUGCAGCAGCACUUGAAGCAGUUUGUGACAAACUAAAUGAUGCAGCUCACAGGAAGAAAGUGGUCGAUUACCUGUCUCUGCUUGGAGGUACAACACCCGGUGACUCGGUCAGACGAAUUAUGAGGAGGAUUGGAACCAAUGCCCUUUGGGCAAACUACAGUUUGAAGGGCCGCAAGGGGAAAAGAAAAUUCCAGGACCUGGCGAUAUAUCCAGUCAUAGUCAAGGCCUGCCAGAAGAACCAUUCCAAGACCCUGCAGAAGACAAUCGAAAGCUGCAUAUCAGAUACCCUUAGAUAUGCUCCCCACAGAAGGACUCAGGUGGAUGAUGCAAGUGGACCAUCCAUGACUGAGGACAAUAAUGCAGGGGGACUGAUUACUGAAAAUGAAGCAGAACUUGAUGGGAGCAGAACUCCCACACUUUAUUCAGACUUUUCUUUUUUUCAAAUCACGUUAUUGUGAUAUUAAGAGGUUGGUGAUAUAAAAACGCAUGUCAUCUUUUUUUUUUUUUUCUUGUGGCAGAAUAUUAAUUUAGUUUAGUUCAUUUUAAAGUACUGGUACAAGUACAAGCUACAAACUUUCAUGUUGAAAAAUAAAGAAAAGAGCCAUCUGUUUGAACUUUU
Molecule: messenger RNA, 3488 nt
Organism: Notolabrus celidotus (New Zealand spotty)
Lineage: Eukaryota; Metazoa; Chordata; Actinopteri; Labriformes; Labridae
Exons: 12
Coding region: 2059-3327 (422 amino acids)
Source: RefSeq, a predicted model, not a curated record